AUGCCCAGUGAGACCGAGAAUAGUAAGGCAAAAAGGCUUAAAGAAUUACUAAACACAUAUCAAUUGUCUCAACUUAUUAAAAAGCCUACUAGAACAACAGAAUCAACGAAGACGCUCUUAGAUUUAAUAAUUUGUAAAACUGACGACCCAAAAACCGCUACAACGGACGUUGUUGAGCUAGGUAUAAGCGACCACAACCUAGUCUAUACUUGUAGAAAGGUCGGAAUAUGUAAACAAAAACCCAAAAUUAUUGAAACAAGGCAAUACCAUAAACUAAAUAAUGCGAAAUUCCAAAACGAUUUAAAACAAGCUUUACUACAUAUUAAUGAACAUUCAGAUCCAAAUACGGCCCUACAGGAAUGGAACAGAAUUUUUCUACUGAUAGCUGAUAUAAAUGCUCCUAUACGAUUGAGAAAA
Molecule: messenger RNA, 417 nt
Organism: Paramuricea clavata
Lineage: Eukaryota; Metazoa; Cnidaria; Anthozoa; Malacalcyonacea; Plexauridae
Source: the annotation of a GenBank genome assembly